UCGCGCUUCUUCCCAUUGCUCAUAUCCCUUGAUAAUUUUUUUAUCGUUUGAAAACUUCCACAGCCAGAAAAAAUCUGAUUAAAAUAAAGUAGAUAUAUAACGCGACAGAUUUGUCAUUUCAUCGUUAGUUUUAUAUCUCGAUGCUACGAGGAAAGUUAUCAGCAGAAGAAAAUCGAUCCAAACCCACACAGCCUAAGCAUGUGUUAAUAUUCGCUUCCGGUGAAGGUCGAAGUGUCUUAGCUGGAAACAUGAUGUUGGGAAAACGGUUUUCGAACGGAGCUGAUAAAAUGUCAAGUGAAGUCGCUACCAACAGGAUUUGUACCAUGUACCAUAGGAACUAGAGGCAAGCGAGUCACACACCAACUGUAAGAAGACGACGCAUGCGUGUAUAAGGAACAACAAAAUGUCUCUAGGAAAAAAUAUCAAGAAAUAUUUGCGGAGGCUUUUAAUAUGGAGGACAGUAUUUCUUGCUUUUCUGAUUCCACUAGUGCUACAUCCUAUAGCCUUAUCCGAUAGUAAAGUUGCAAGAGCCGCAUAUGGUGUUUUGAUUAUCGCCAUUUUCUGGGUUUUUGAGGUGCUUCCAUUGGCUGUCACCUCGUUACUUCCGGUGCUAAUAUUUCCAUUACUUGGUGUGGCCAAAGUCAGCAAAGUAUGCUCCAGUUACUUCAAGGACACGUUGAUGCUAUUUCUGGGAAGUUUGAUAGUGGCUGUUGCAGUAGAAAAAUGGAAUUUGCAUAAGAGAAUAGCUCUGCGAGCUUUGACAUUAGUCGGACCUAAUCCGAGAUGGCUGAUGCUUGGGAUCAUGUUACCCUGUUGGUUUCUGUCCAUGUGGAUGAGCAACACCGCAACCACAGCAAUGAUGGUGCCAAUCCUUGGCGCCAUUCUCCACGUCAUGAGAGAAUCCAUGACUCAAGAGCCGGUAGAGGAGACUGAGUUAGUGGAAGAGCCCGAGAAGUCCCGAGUGAACGGCACCACGGUGGUGGAGACGCUGGAGGGAGAGGAAGUGGUGGUCAAAGGCCGGGACAGGGACGAGGAGAGUCGAGACGGUGAGCUGGACAGCAUCACGCCCAACGAAGAGUUCGUCCGACUGACCAAGACGUUCGCACUUUGUACGGCCUUUGCCGCUAACAUAGGGGGGAUGGCCACUCUAACGGGAACCCCGCCCAAUAUUAUACUGAAGACCAUAGCUGACGAGCUAUUUGAAAAAGCGGGCGGUGAUUCGGGGAUUUCGUUCGCUAAUUGGCUGAUCAUUGGUCUACCUUUGUCGCUGAUUUGUCUGGUGAUCACGUGGCUAUGGUUACAGGUGUUCUACUCCCGUAAAAAGUGUUUUAAAAACGAUUCGGAAUCUUACGAGAGUGUAAGGUUAUAUCUCAAAAGAGCGUACAAUCGGCUAGGGCCCAUCACGUUCCAGGAGACCGUUGUUCUGAUCGUCUUUAUCAUCCUGGCUCUGUUGUGGAUGACGAGGAACCCCCAGGUGGUGCCGGGGUGGGGGGAUCUCUUUGAAAAGGGAUACACCGGCGAUAGUAUAGCUGCCGUGUUAAUAACAGCGUUUUUAUUUGCAUUCCCAUCGCAGUUACCCUGCCUAGUUAAAGCAAAGAAAAGAGACGUAGAGGAGAGUACGGACGAAUUGAGGGGUGAGGUUGAGGAACCCUCGGAGGAGGAGAAGUGGAAGUUUCAGCCCCUACUGGACUGGGAUACGGUUAACCAAAAGAUCCCCUGGGGCGUGCUACUGCUGAUGGGGGGCGGGUUUGCCGUAGCGGAGGCAUGCGAGUCCUCAGGCCUAUCCUAUUGGGUGAGUUCACAGCUGGCUGACGUCAUGAGGAAUAUGACGACGUCCUCGGCGGCGCUGUUGCUAUCCCUGAUGGUGGCGGCGGCGACCAAUGUGACGAGUAACACCGCCACCGCCACGCUCUUCCUGCCCAUUGUUGGUGAACUGGCAAUAGACUUGGGUGUACACCCUCUUUCCUUCAUGAUUCCUGUAGCCAUUUCGUGUUCAUUUGCAUUCAUGUUGCCUGUUGGAACGCCGCCAAAUGCAAUUGUGUUCUCAACCGGUUAUCUGAAAGUCAAAGACAUGGUGGUUGGUGGUUCUCUAGUUAAUCUGGUCACAGUAUUAAUUCUGAUUUUGGCCAUGAUGCUGUGGAUCACUCCAUUCUACAACUUGAACGAGUUUCCGGAAGUGUUUAAGGUCGCCAAGAAUCUCACGCAGUCAGCUGUUAACGGAACUGGGAGCAUGGACAUUAAUCUUCCAUACAAUGUUACUGUAUAACACUAUACGUGAUGCAUUUAUC
Molecule: messenger RNA, 2288 nt
Organism: Magallana angulata
Lineage: Eukaryota; Metazoa; Mollusca; Bivalvia; Ostreida; Ostreidae
Product: Na(+)/citrate cotransporter-like
Exons: 15
Coding region: 404-2266 (620 amino acids)
Biological process (GO): monoatomic anion transmembrane transport
Cellular component (GO): membrane
Molecular function (GO): transmembrane transporter activity
Source: RefSeq, a predicted model, not a curated record